Molecule: messenger RNA, 237 nt
Organism: Morchella importuna
Lineage: Eukaryota; Fungi; Ascomycota; Pezizomycetes; Pezizales; Morchellaceae
Exons: 4
Coding region: 1-237 (78 amino acids)
Source: RefSeq, a predicted model, not a curated record
AUGUCUGCCUCUAUAGAUCCAGAAUGCUCGGAGAAAAAGGAACGUUAUGAUACCUGUUUCAUAAAGUGGUAUUCGGAAAAGUACUUGAGAGGGGAGUCUCAGACGGACGAGUGUAAGGAUUUGUUCAAGGAAUAUCAAAUAUGUCUUAAUAAAGCACUUAAGUCGAAGGGGAUCGAUGCUAUGAUCGAAGAAGCUCGAAAGACGUCUCCAAACAAUGAUAAUGCGAAGCAUGGUUGA